Molecule: messenger RNA, 1487 nt
Organism: Pangasianodon hypophthalmus (striped catfish)
Lineage: Eukaryota; Metazoa; Chordata; Actinopteri; Siluriformes; Pangasiidae
Gene: rab25b
Product: RAB25, member RAS oncogene family b
Exons: 6
Coding region: 285-920 (211 amino acids)
Biological process (GO): exocytosis
Cellular component (GO): recycling endosome
Molecular function (GO): GTP binding; GTPase activity
Source: RefSeq, a predicted model, not a curated record
GGUGCAGCAGUGAGGGCAGUUUCAUAUGACUGCACCUGUGCUCACCCUACUCGUUCAACCUGCUUUACGAUUCGGUCACACCCCAUCUCCAACUACCCGAGUUCUACUUAUCAGCGGAAAUGCCAAGCCAAACAUCACGGCUACUUCCUCGUCCUCGCAGGUAAAACUUCACACCUAAACACACGGAGAGCUGGAGCGUUCCUUGUUGGUUCUUUGUUUCAUUCUUGCCUCCACAUCUGGCAGUGCUGAAGUUUGAGACAGAGGAACUAAUGUGAGGGCUGAGAAUGGGAUCAGACGAGGCCUACAACUUUGUCUUUAAAGUGGUUCUCAUAGGGGAAUCAGGAGUAGGCAAGAGCAACUUGCUUUCACGCUUUACUAAGAACGAGUUCAACCAUGACAGCAGGACCACUAUUGGUGUGGAGUUCAGUACGAGGACUAUGGAGCUGAACGGCCUCACUAUUAAAGCCCAGAUUUGGGACACAGCCGGAUUGGAGCGGUAUCGUGCCAUCACCUCAGCUUAUUAUCGGGGUGCUGUUGGAGCGCUACUAGUUUAUGACAUUUCAAAGCACCUGACCUAUCAGAGUGCCGAGCGCUGGCUGAAGGAACUUUACGACCAUGCCGAUCCCCAAAUUGUGGUCAUGCUGGUUGGUAACAAGUCAGACUUGGCAUCGGUACGAGCUGUGUCAACCGAGGAUGCAAAAAAUUUUGCAGAAAAGAACGGAUUGCUGUUCAUGGAAACCUCUGCAUUGGAAUCAACAAAUGUUGAGGCCGCUUUCAACAACGUCCUCACAGAAAUCCACAAGAAAGUAAGCAACAAAGAGGUGACCCGUGGCUCAGUCGGCGCCAUGUCACUGUCCAAUCCCAACGCCUCACCCACUGAAGCUCAGGACGAGAAGAAGCCCUGCUGUAAAAACUUAUAAGAAUGAAGAUAUGGCAAAAUAUAGAGGAAUUGAGAGGACCACAUUGUGUCUGGAGGGACACGGUGCUGUCUGUCCAAUGAUAAAUCCAAACGAACCACUGUUUGCUGACUGAUGUGGCCAUACGUAUUUCUUUGUGGGAUGUCACUACUGUGUUACUAUCAGGAGAAAGUAUUCUUGUGCAUGUUUUUUAGGCUGAAAUUGCUUUCUUAGUUGGUUUUCCUGUCUUCUCUCACAUGCACGCUAGCAUUUUUAGCAUUUCUUAGUGUUGUAAAAAGGAUGUUAUUUAUGAAAUAAUGUCACCAUGUAGCAAUUGUCUUUAGUCAUAAUUUAGAAGUAAUUUCAAAUGAUUGUUAGAUGUAAAUUUGACAUAUUAAAAACAUUGUUACACUAAAAGUUGUCAAAUAACGAAUAAAACUGUGCACUACAUUUCAUGCCUUUCAAUCUUCACCCAGUUCAAUCCUUAUUAUAAUAAGGACACACGUUUUCUUUUAAUACUGAUAUAUCAAUCAAACAAGAUAGAGAUGGACUGUAAGCAAUGAUUAAUAAAUCGAUUAUAUGCCUGUGAAA